Messenger RNA from Anopheles merus, 1142 nucleotides. RefSeq lists its product as uncharacterized. The record is from RefSeq and is a predicted model, not a curated record. The coding region runs from base 214 to 1005 and encodes 263 amino acids. Lineage: Eukaryota; Metazoa; Arthropoda; Insecta; Diptera; Culicidae. The transcript has 3 exons.
AAAGUUGGAGCUCGCGAAUCGAUUUCAUUUCGAGCCUGGUGCUUGCAACGAUCGGUACGGAACUCGGUUUCGGUUCAGCUGCCAGGUGGAAGCUUUUAUUUUUUAAGUGCUUUCGAUUGUGGGCCACCUCCCCCGAUUAAUGGACGUUCCAAAAGCGUACGGUUUGGAAACAGAUACGCAACAGCAUCGUAACGUGGUGAACCGGAUAGUGUAAUGAAUGUGAUUAAGUUCAAACUUCCGGUUAGCUUCGAGCCAAAGUGCAAGCUGUACAGUAGCCGGCGCAGGAUUCCUCGGAGCGCCCACACUACACCGGACACGCUUUUCAGCCUGUGCGAGCUAAUGCUUCGGAAGCUUCUGGGCAGUCGAGUUCCGCGCAGAAAGUUCUGGCCCACCGUGUUGGUAAGUGAAUCCCUGCUGCCCGGAUCUGAGUCACGUCGGAUCGGUGUGCGGCACCAGGUGGAGUGUCCACAUGAUUUUAACAUCCAUCUUAGGUCCAGCGUAAACUAUGCCAAUCAUUGGAACCUGCUGACGGAAGCUUUGCAGCACGAGCCACGGUGGCCACGGAUACGCAUCGGUGAUCCAGCACGCAACCGGAUCACCCGCCUCCACCAGGACUACCCAUCGCAGCACAUUUGGCAGAUCCGACCCUAUGACAUGCUGACCAGCGCGUUUAUAGUACGCACAGCGGCAAAGAUUGCGUCACUGGAACAGCAGCGCACCCUGGGCAGGUUCCGACCGGGACGAACUGCGUCCUCUUUAACCACUACCACCAUUACCACCACUACUACGUCUACCUCAUCCGGUCGACGGUUGAGUCGGGAUAGAUCGAUCGAUGUGCCGGAUGACGACGACGACGACGACGACGACCGGGAUGACACACAGCGGGUGCAACAGAUACAGCGGCAACAGCUAAUGGUAAUCGGAAAACGCACAACCGGAAGCUACGAGCUACGACUGAACAGCGUGUCAGUUAAAGGCUCCCGACACAAGCGACCGACACGCUAGAAGAUUCGUUUAGCAAACACUACCCUAACCUAGCGUCUCCCCUUCUUAUCGAUAUCAUUCAAUUUCCGAGCUUACCUGCACUACUAUUAUCACAGAAUCAUUUUGUAAUGGACCGUAGAUGUCCUCGUUGAGAACAG